Molecule: messenger RNA, 1757 nt
Organism: Pundamilia nyererei
Lineage: Eukaryota; Metazoa; Chordata; Actinopteri; Cichliformes; Cichlidae
Product: hydroperoxide isomerase ALOXE3
Exons: 9
Biological process (GO): lipid oxidation
Molecular function (GO): oxidoreductase activity, acting on single donors with incorporation of molecular oxygen, incorporation of two atoms of oxygen; iron ion binding
Source: RefSeq, a predicted model, not a curated record
UCAGGGUUCGUUAAGGCUCAUUGGAUGGAGGAUUGGUAUUUUGGCUACCAGUGUCUGAACGGCAGCAACCCUCUCAUGCUGCGUGAGACCCGCCACCUCCCUCCAAACCUGUCUGUCACCUCUGACAUGCUCCGCCCCUUCCUGCCUGAAGGCUCCUCCCUCGAAAAAGAGCUACAGAAAGGCAACAUUUACCUGUUGGACUACGAGGUUCUAGACGGUGUUCCAGCCAACGUGAUCAAUGAAAAGCAGACGUAUCUGUCCGCCCCGCUGUGCCUUCUCCACCUGAACCAGCAGGGGCAGCUGCUCCCCAUCGCCAUCCAGCUGCAGCAGAAACCUGGCCCUCAGAACCCGGUCUUCCUGCCCUCUGACUCUGGCUACGAUUGGCUGUUGGCUAAGAUGUGGGUUCACAGUGCAGACUUCCAGUGCCACCAGCUGAUCUCACAUUACCUGCGGACUCACAUGAUGGCAGAGCUGUGCUGCGUGGCCACGCUGCGGCAGCUCCCAGAUGCACACCCACUGCACCAGCUGCUACUGCCGCACGUCAAGACAUCUUUAAAGAUAAACUUCGGGGCCAGAGCGUCGCUGCUGGCCUCCAAAGGACUGUUUGAUCAGGCUGUCGGUUCUGGUCUGGCGACAUUACCCCUUCUCCUCUCCAGGGGAUCGGCCAGGAUUUCCUAUCGAACCCUGUGCGUCCCCGAAGACUUGAGCGACCGCGGUUUGGACAAACUGCCGCAGAGCUUCUACGCUCAGGACGCUCUGAGGAUCUGGGACACAGUGCACAGGUUUGUAACCAGCUGGGUGGAACUGUAUUACCAUGGAGACGACGCGGUGCAGCGUGACCCCGAGCUCCAUGGUUGGCUCACAGACAUCAACGCUCACGGCUUCAGUAAUGGUUUCCCUCAGCGCUUUCACACCAGAGCAGAAGUGGCCAAGUUUGUCACUGCGCUCAUCUACUCCUGCUCUGCUCUGCACGCUGCCGUCAACUUCUCCCAGCUGGACUUUGCCUUCUGGGUGCCAAACUGUCCGGUCGCCAUGUUGCGCCCUCCUCCGCAGGUCAAAGGCGCCGUCACAGAAGAUGACAUCAUGUCCUUCCUGCCAGAUGUGAACACGACGUGCCGCGUCCUGAUGGCGCUGAAUGGGCUGUCGCAGCCAGCCAUCGACUUUGUUCCUCUCUGUCACUACAAGGAGGCUAUUUUCAGGGAGGACGCUCACCGCAGGCUGUUGGAGGAGGUGCAGGCACAGCUCCGGGACAUCUCUGACGCCAUCGCAGAGCGUAACAGCCAGCUGGAGCUGCCGUAUCCGUACCUGAGCCCCGAGCGCAUCGAGAACAGCGUGGCCAUUUAGUAACUGUCAUCGUCCUCACCUGCGAUCAUCAUUUCCAACAGGAAAAAAACCUCUCCAUGCACCUAAUUAUCGAUAAUCGUUCCUGUUUUUUAAAUCUGAUCAUGUGACGGACUAAUCGUUUCUGCUGGGAUACUUCUCUUCAAACCGCAACAUUUUUCACGUACUAACUUUUUUUUUCUUCGAGGUGACUGUAACGCGCCUUAAACUCAGAUGUUCUCCGACUCUGGUGAAGGACUCACGAUGAAAUUAAUGUCUUGCUUUGUGAGCUCACCAAAUUACUUUGUUUGGCGUCAAUGAAGUGACUUGGUGUGAGCUCACACUGUGUUACAUGAGUACACGAGUUUAAAUAUUAGAGUAAGUCUCUAUUAUUCUAAUGUCUAAGGAGCUUGGAAAGAAAUCAUCUUGACCUUAAG